Molecule: messenger RNA, 7005 nt
Organism: Monodelphis domestica (gray short-tailed opossum)
Lineage: Eukaryota; Metazoa; Chordata; Mammalia; Didelphimorphia; Didelphidae
Source: RefSeq, a predicted model, not a curated record
GAAGUGGGGGUGGGGUGGGCUAGGAGAGUACUGGGGGCCUGGGCCCCCGGGGCUUCGAGUGAAGACGGAACCCUCGGGGUGGCCUUCGGAGUGGGAGCGAGAGCUCAGGAGAGCGUGCAGGGCGCGAGCUCUGCCGGCUGCCGGGCCCCGCUGCAUUUCUUCAGCUGCUACUCUGGCGAGAGUGUAGAGAAUAGUACUUAUUCCGAACCAUUUGGCUCCCCCCGGAGCAGGACUUCUUUGAGGACCCAGUUAAAUCGAUUUCCCAGCUGCUGAUGGGAUACUUCGGAAAUGAUAGCUGAGCCCAGCCCAGCCCCAGACACCAGCCAAAAAGAAAAUGAUGGCCAAGAGGCAACUGCACCAGCAUCUGCUGUACAAAAUGGUGGCUGUGUGAAAAACCCUAGCAACUUGACACCAAAAGAGAGAAAGAAGGUUCGAGAGCAGUGUGAAAACGUCAGAAAGAAAAACAUUUUAAGAAGGAAGAGGUCAAGUCAGCCAGAGAAUGACGAAGAUGAAAUUGAAGAAGUGGUGGAAGCAGUCACUCUCUUUGAGGUGGUCAGCUUGGGCAAGGUUGCUAUGCAGUCAGUGGUAGAUGACUGGAUUGAAGCCUAUAAAGAAGACAGGGAUUUGGCACUUCUGGAUCUCAUCAAUUUCUUUAUUCAGUGUUCUGGCUGUCAAGGGAUGGUGACAGCUGAGAUGUACCAAAGUUUACAUAGCUCUGACAUUUUGAAGAAAAUGAUUGAGAAGUUUGAUGAGGAAACAGGGUUGCAGUAUAAGAGAUUUAUGGCUCGUCCAUGGAUCUUAACAGUGACAUGGCCAAUGGAGUUGGAAGAUGAGGGUUAUCCAAUUGUUAAGCCUGGACCCCACUGGAAAAAAUUUAAGGCUAAUUUCUGUGAAUUUACAGCAGUGCUGAUUCAACAGUGUCAGUACAGCAUUCUCUACGAUGGUUAUCUGAUGAACACAAUCACUUCCCUUCUUUCAGGACUCACAGGCUCUGUAGUGAGAGCAUUCAGGCAUACCAGUACGUUAGCAGCAAUGAAGCUGGUGACAGCACUUGUGAGUGUAAUUCAGAAUCUUGAUGUCAGCAUCCAUAAUGCUCAGCAGCUUUAUGAAGUAGAGAAGAAUAGGACCCCUGAGGGCGAAACUGGUCCUAGAUUGGAUGAACUUGACAGAAAAAGGAAAGAGUGUCAGCAGAAACCUGUGGAAAUAGAAAAUAUGAUGAAUGCACUUUUUAAAGGGACCUUUGUACGACGCUAUCGUGAUGUUAUUCCUGAAAUCAGAAUCGUUUGCAUAGAGGAGAUGGGAAGUUGGCUGAAAUUGUACCCAAACAUGUUUUUGAAUGAUUGUUACUUGAAAUAUGUUGGUUGGAUGUUAUAUGAUAAGCAGGCAGAAGUUCGGCUAAAGUGCCUUCAGGGACUUCGAGGACUUUAUGAGCACAAAGAGCUUAUUUUUAAGAUGGGUCUUUUUAAUACCAGAUUCAAGAGUCGAAUUGUUUCUAUGACUACAGACAAGGAACCUGAAGUAGCUGUUGAAGCCAUGAAACUUGUGAUGCUGAUGGCCCUGCAUUGUGGGAAUACAGUGUCAUCUGAAGAAUGUGAAGCUAUGUAUCAUUUUGUUUAUGCGACAUACAGACCCUUAGCUGUAGUAGCUGGGGAGUUGCUCUGCAAAAGACUAUUUUGUCUCCCACCAGGUGAAGAAGAAGCUCCUCACUUUAAAAAGAAAAAUAAGUUUGUGUAUAGUUUCAGAAGACUGAAAAAACUUAUUCUUUUCUUCUUGAACCAUGGGUUUCAUAAACAUGUCACUUACUUGGUGGAUAGCUUGUGGGACUGGGAAGAUGGUUUGCUGAGAGACUGGGAGUGUCUGACAAAUCUUUUAAGGAACAAGUCCAUGAGAAAGGAAGAAGCCUUUACAGAUGCCCAAGAAACUGUUCUUGUGGAAAUAAUCGCAGCAGCAGUGCGCCAGACUGUAGAAGGUCAUCCUCCAGUGGGCCGAGGAGGCAGAAAAGUCCUCACAGCAAAAGAGAGGAAAUCUCAAAUGGAAGAAUGUGCCCGGAUGACUGAGCAUUUCAUUGUAGUGCUUCCUGAGCUCUUGGCUAAGUAUUCAUCAGAUAUAGAAAAAGUGACAAACUUCCUGCAAAUUCCCCAGUAUUAUAAUUUGAAUGUGUAUGUUACUGGACGCCUGGAGAAGUACUUGGAUGCGUUGCUAAAGGAGAUGAAAGAACUUGUGCACAGACACUCUGACCUUAAUAUCCUUGAGGCCUGCUCCAAGGUAUACAGUGUCUUCUGCAAUGAACAGCUUGAAAUAUUCCCUAUCGUAUCUGAGGCCCGGCACCAGUUAAUAGAAGAGAUGGUUAAAGACUUCUACCAGCUUCUAGAUGACUUUUUCCAAGAGGAAGAAGGCUUUGAUGUAAGCGAAGAACACAUUUUGCGAAUGUCCUGCUCUCUGAAAAAACUAACAGCUUUUCACAACGCACAUGACCUCACCAGCUGGCACAUCGGUGACUGGACUCUGAAGAUUCUCAAUUUUGAGAAGGAAAAUGGAGGGUUGCCUGUUGAGACCCUAAUCCCUGCUCUUCAGUGCAGUUACUUUGCUCUCUUGUGGCAGCUGGAAUUAGCUACUGAGGCAUUAGUGGCUGAAGCACCUCCCUCUCAGGAAACUCUUUUGGAGUUGAAGGAACAGAUGACCUGUUUCCGCUUGAUUUGUGAAUCAUACCUCAAUCAUCAUAAUAAUGAUGUGAGGGAAAAGGCCUUUAUUUUAUUAUGUGACUUACUGAUUGUUUUAAGCCACCAAGGUGUGGAUGAGGAUGAAGAUUUUGCAUUGCUUAAGUUUCUUCCUGAUCAUGAUCUACAGGCAAAGAUGAUUCAGUUUGUGAAGGAUCAUGUUUUUGGGGAGAUCAAUUCGCCUGAAGAGAAGAAUAAAGAGGAAGCUCAUAGACUGGAUUCCAUAUACAGGAAGCGGGUUAUUCUGGCUGAAUAUUGUAAACUGAUUGCUUAUAAUGUGGUGGAAAUGAUGACAGCAGUUGAAAUCUACAAGCACUAUAUGCCGACCUACCAUGAUUUUGGUGAUAUUAUUAAAGAAACAAUCAACAGAACGAGGCACAAUGAUAGGAUUGAGAGUGCCAGGACAUUGAUUGUUUGUUUGCAGGAGUUAUAUCAGAACCACAUGGCAACCUAUUGCAGCAAUAACAGUCGUAAAAAGCACAUUGAAUCCUCGGCUAACUUUGCCAGUAUUAAAGAACUUGCUCGUCGAUUUUCUCUCACAUUUGGUUGGGAUCAGAUGAAUUCCAGGGAAUCUAUAGCAAUGAUACACAAAGAAGGAAUUGAUUUUGCAUUUCAUGGAGAUAGUCAAGAUAUAGAUUAUUACCUCCCUCCCAAUUUAACCUUCUUGGUAAUCAUCAGCGAAUUCUCCAAUAAGCUACUCAAACCUGACAAGAAGCUGGUGUAUUACUACCUGCAGGAAUUUGUUACAGACCACAUGUUGUUGACUUGUAAAGGGGAAAAAUGGCAUCCAUUAUACUGUUAUCGCAGCUCUCUGAUAGGAACUGAUGAUGAUGCAGAAAGCACAAUAGCAAGUAGUUUUAGAGAAUGGCCUCCACCUGACAGAUCAAAAGUCAUUGCCACGAAGAGAAAAUUUUCUGAUGGGAGUCUUAUGGACAUAUCACUUCCUGGGAGCUCAAGGCAAGCAACAGAUUUACAUUCAGAUUCACAGCUGUCCUUUUUCUCAUGGAAAAGUAAAACAGUGACAUCAGAUGAGAACACUAUGGAUGUGUCAAGCCUUGUAGUUCAAGACACCACACAGAGGAUGGAUGACCUGAUGGAAAGCCUACCUGAAGAACAGACAGAGGACCUCAAUGAAGAAAUUGAUGUACUUGAUAUAGACGAGCAAUGACCCACAAUUUUUAAAAAAAUGGAAGACUAUAAAGCUAUUUAUUACAAUUUAUAAUAAACUGGUGUACAUAGAAGCACCCAGGUGAUACAGUGAAUAGAGCUCUGGACCUGGAGUCAGGAAGACCUAAGUCAAAUCCAACUAAACAUUUACUAGCUGUAUGAUCCUGGGUAAAUUUGUGAAAAAGCUGGAAAAGUGGUGAAGAUCAAAAGCUGCUCUUUUUUGGGAGGCAACAUUUUGAUUUUUUAGAUUUUCAUGUGGACAAGUGGAAACAGCGACUUUAUGAAGUGGGACUGUCACUGGAUCCUGGACCAUUGUGCUCUUUGGACUCUUGGUGUUUCAGGUCCAAAGAAAAGUAAAUUCCCUCAGAAUUUACUCCAGGGUAGUCUUUCACCUACCUUGGCUUAUUUUAUGUACAGGCAUACUAUGCCUAAAGUUUAUUUUUUCAGUGAAAACAUAAGUUGAAAUGACAUCUUGACAGAACGGUACCAUGGGUGAUAAAUGGAACAGUGUUACUGUUUUUAUGGGUAUUUAUAAUGAAUACAGAAUUAUUUGGUUAUAUUAAGAUUGUUAUCCAAAAAUCACAUUUAUCAGGCAAAGUCCCCCUUUUAACAAUAAGGCAUCAAUUCCUAUUAUUAAAUUUCAAUUCAACAGGUGGAAUUCAGAAACGACAACCUAAAGGAAAGAUUCUCUCUUCCCGUCUCCUCUUUUCAUUCUUUAAAUUAAUAAAACAGCAGGCUAACUGUUUAUGAAGGAAAACAAAAGCAGAAAUUAACCUUCUUACCAUUAUAUAUGGGAAAACUUCUGAUGGUUUCAGUUUAACCAAUAUUUAAUAUCUUCGGACAAACAACAUAAACCAAACAAGGGAAAGAAAGCAUCACUGCACUCAAGGAGUUUAUAUUCUGCUGUCAUGUUAUAUAGCAUGCAUACAAAUAAGAAAGAAAGAAGAAUUUUCAGUGAGAACUCUGACCAUGCCUGAAGUUUCAACUGGAAAGAUUUCUUCAGGAAGUAUCCAGGGCUGGUUUUUUCACACUUUGCUUGUGGACUGUAGGUUCAAUUUGUUUCAUUUAAAUUUUUUCCCUUUCUUUGAUGAGGGGUCAACAUGUGACUGUCUCUGCAUUUUGUUUUUAAAAACAAACCACAGUUCUUAUAGGUGAUGGACAUGUUUUUGUGUUCCUAUGAUUGCAUUGUUUUAUAAUCAUCAUAAAAUAUUUAUCAAGUGCCUACUGUUACACUAGGUGCUUAUAAAGAGACCAGUGGAAAAAAAAUGAAACAUUUAAGCUAUCUUGACUCAACUUUUUGAGUAUAUGUCUAGUGAACUAUGUGUAUGCCAUCCAAGGACCAAGCUAUAGCUAAUGUCAAAAGGGUUCGUUAAUAAGAUAUGAUCCACAUUUGAAUUAUUUUAGCCACAGUAAGUUAUGAAGAUCAUUUAUUAAGGGUUGCCAUCUACGUUGGUCAAGGGAAUAUUUAUAUAAUAUGAUAAAAGAAUGGAUUCUGAAAAUAUGUUUUGGAAAACUAGGCAGGCCAGACUUAUCCUAUGGAAAGGGUACCCCCAUCACAUUGGAAGCACUUAAAUAUGAAUGAUUGCUUGUUGUAUUAAGGGCUUCUAUGCAUAUUUUUAGGUAUUGGACUGCAUUUCGUACACUUGUGAUGUGACUGACUCCCAGGAGUGGUGAGGAAGCAGCUUAUACACAAAUGAAAAUUUUAUAUAUAUUUCAUUAGUGUGACAACAGUGUUAUCUUGAAUUUGUAGAAUCCUUAUCUCUUUAGUUUAUUGUGCCAAAAAUAUUGUGUUCCUAUCCUCUGUCCCCUUCCUAUCACAAAAAGUGUGUGUGUGUGUGUGUGUGUGUGUGUGUGUGUGUGUGUGUGUGUGUGUGUGUAAUAUUUAAAGCAACAAGACAGCUGCUGGAUUAGUGACCAUAUGACUCAUUGCCUUAACUAUAGGGAGAGUAAAUUUAGAAGAUACAGCUAUCUGAUAUUUCUGAUCAAAAGAAAUUGUUCCCCUGUCCUCGUUGGAUGCACAGGCAAGAACUAUUCAUUCUUUUGCAUGUAGGAACAUAAGUGGAUUGGUUUGAUCUGGGUACAUAUGAUCGAUCAGUUUUCAUAUGAUGUAGGUACUUGUGAAUUUAUGGUAACAAUAAGGUUCCUGCCAACAGUACAGGAAAAUCCAUCCAUAAUGGUGUGUUCCAAAGUGAAAUUUACCCUUGGUAGAAGCUUUUCUAAUGAACAAGUAAAUAGUAUUACUGCAGUUACAGUAUGUGUUAAUGUGGGGAAGUAUAUACCAUUGUUCUUUUCAAGUUUCAGGGAUCCUAUGAUAUCCUUAAUGAAAAUAAAUGGCCUUGACAACAGGAGGCCCCAAUCUUACAUUUGCUCCAUGCUAUUUGGAAUAAAAACGUAAGCAAGCAAACAGGGUGACAGAGCUAUCUUCAGACUGGCCUUCUAAGUCUGUGUGGUUGCAAAGGAGUAUUGGCAAAGCUUUAAAGUAUGAUCACAUUCAGAGAAAUUAGAGAUGUUAUGGGUGAGACAGUAUGUGAUGAAAGCCUGAAAAGAGUUUAGAACAGUGUCAGCUAAUGGGUUGUAAGGGCUGUAUUUCUGUUGCUUUUAACAUGCAUUUACUACUUGGCUAUUUUUAUUUGCCAACCUUUUGCUCCUAAAGUCAGUACAAGCCAGAGGUUAGGGGCAGAGUAUGCUUUCCUUAUGUAAUUAAUUGGUUUGGUGUGUUACAUUUUGGGUCAUCAUAAAUGUAACAAAAAUCAGUAACCAUCUUUAACAUCUAAGGUUUUCCACACGGGAAAUUAAAAUGGAGGAUUCUGGUUUUGGUGCCAAGAUACUUUCCCAAAACAUUGUGUCAAACUACCCAGUGUUAAUAUUUCCAUGUGUAAAGCUAUGAGAUGUGUCCAGAAACAGUAAAAUAAUUUGCUGCAUGUAGGCAUUACCUGUGGUAAUAUUACAACAAAUGGAUACAUGAAUGAAAAUCUUUAAAUGCUUUAUUUGAAAAUACAAACAUGAUUUUUAAACAUUUUUAAACUGAUCUACACAGCAAACAAAAAUAACUUUACAUCUUUUUGUACAUUUUACAUGAAAACGUUCAAAUAAACUUGCUGAAAGACGUUCUAUACCCAAA